This is a messenger RNA of Cucurbita pepo subsp. pepo (vegetable marrow), 1275 nucleotides long. Its product is annotated as mRNA-decapping enzyme subunit 2. Lineage: Eukaryota; Viridiplantae; Streptophyta; Magnoliopsida; Cucurbitales; Cucurbitaceae. The record is from RefSeq and is a predicted model, not a curated record. Gene Ontology annotation, molecular function: 5'-(N(7)-methylguanosine 5'-triphospho)-[mRNA] hydrolase activity; RNA binding; manganese ion binding. Gene Ontology annotation, cellular component: cytoplasm. Gene Ontology annotation, biological process: nuclear-transcribed mRNA catabolic process, nonsense-mediated decay; deadenylation-dependent decapping of nuclear-transcribed mRNA.
CAACGCAGAAACUGACGACGUGUCGGCUCAGUUCUCUCAGUUCUUUAGGUAAAAGACGAGCAGAGUGUGAGCGGCAGAUUCUAAUCAAAAUCAACUAAGAAGCCAUGGCCGGUAUUCAUCAGCCCGCUAAUGCGUCGGUGAAGAACGGUCUUCCUCCCCAAGAACUCCUUGAUGAUCUUUGCAGCCGAUUUGUUUUAAAUGUGCCAAGGGAAGAUCUACAAUCAUUUGAGAGGAUUCUGUUUCUAGUUGAAUAUGCACAUUGGUUCUAUGAGGACAACUCGGUAGAGAAUAACCCUUCACUGAAGUCCUUCAACUUGAAGGAGUUCACUUCGUUGCUAUUUAACAGUUGCGACGUUUUGAAACCAUAUGUGCCCCACAUAGAUGACAUAUUUAAGGACUUCACUUCCUAUAAGCUUCGAGUUCCUGUCACUGGGGGAAUUAUUUUGGAUGAAACCUUUGAGAGGUGCUUACUGGUGAAGGGAUGGAAAGGGUCAAGCUGGAGUUUUCCUCGUGGAAAAAAGAGCAAGGAUGAAGAAGAUCAUGCUUGUGCCAUUAGAGAAGUUUUGGAGGAAACUGGUUUUGACGUGACACCGUUCCUCGUCGAAGAUGAUUUUCUUGAAGUGAUGUUUGGACAACAGAGAGUGCGGCUUUACAUUAUAGCUGGGGUGAAAACUGAUAUCCCCUUUGCACCUCUAACGAAGAAAGAGAUCAGUGAAAUUGCAUGGCAUCGACUUGACGACCUUCUACCCGCAAGUGACGAUGUGAUAUCUCAUGGAAUCACCGGCCUCAAGCUUUACAUGGUGGCUCCGUUCUUGAACUCGUUGAGAUCAUGGAUCUUGAAUCAUCAGCCGCCUGUGAAUCCUAACUUCGACAUGCAUGUAAAAGGAGUCACCAUGUGGAAGGUGAAGAACAGCUCGAUCGUUUUCGACAGCCAGCAAACAAAAUUUGAUUCUGAUCCUGGACAAAGCCUCAGAAACUUCAAAUUCGAUACAGCCUCUAUCUUGCAGGCUAUGGAAAGUGCUUUUGCUGCUUGAGUUUCAACAAAAGCCUCGAACGCCUCUUGUACAAACGAUCGUGUACAGACUCGUUUAGCCAUCAUCAUAUUAGCUAGCUGGUUUCUAGUUGUACAGAGAUGCAAACAUUGGAGAUGUAGGGUUUCUUUCUUCUUGAACCUAAGUUUUGCGGCCCAGGUAUGUUUCAUUGGCCGUUUUAGUUCCCUCACUUCCGUACCGUUGAAAUAAUAAUUAUAUCAGAAAUGAAAUAAUAAAUAAUAUA